Drosophila arizonae is the source of this 896-nucleotide messenger RNA. RefSeq lists its product as uncharacterized. NCBI's taxonomy places the organism in Eukaryota, Metazoa, Arthropoda, Insecta, Diptera, Drosophilidae. Gene Ontology annotation, cellular component: cytoplasm; nucleus. The record is from RefSeq and is a predicted model, not a curated record.
GAAUAUCUGUAAAAUACAAAUAGUACAAUUUGAUGAAAAAUGGAUUAUUUGGAUCUAGACUCCUUUCGUUCCAGAUAUAGCGAUAUAACGGUCACAGCUGUGCCCGCCAAGCCACAAGCUGUGGAGGAACAAGAAACUCUACCAGAUUGUUGCGAUGGCGCUGAAGGAGGCGGAGCGGGAAUGAUGCCGGCUGAUCGCGUGGAAAUCUUUCCAAUAAAUAUGCCAAGUGCGCCAAGCAAUUCGAUGGUAAUGCAACAGCAGCACCCCCUUCAGCUGGAGGAGCAGCAGUUAAAGUUAAACCAGGAGGCUGCGGCCUAUUCAAAUGAAUAUCAACAGGUGUUGGCCAAGCUGGAGUACACGAAGUAUGUGCAGGCGCAGCUGCAGCUGAUGUCCAACAGCAAUGGAUUUGGAGAGCUUUUUUAUGGCCUGCCAAGCAACCAAAUCCAAGUGCCCAGCAACGAGGCCGACAACUCACCGAACAGCGGCAAUAUUGUGGACACCUAUGACAAUCUGUUGAGUGUCAUUGCGGAAAUGCAGAGGAAUCUGGGUCCGACGGCAAUUGGUUUGCGUGCUCCAAAGGAGCGUUUGUUGCGUGAUAUCGCACAUGCACGCGUCCUGGUCAGGGAAUGCAUUCUAAUGCUAAUGCGCGACCAUCGACAUCAGCAGUCGCACCAGCUACCGAGCGACGAGUGACGUCACAAUACGACGUGUUAAUUGCCUGACUUUGUUUUCUCAGUGUGUGACAUAAUAAAAGAGCAAAACAGCAACAACAUGCGUGAAGUUCUCAGAACUAAAACACACACAUACACACGUGAUAUUCACUCUUGGCAGUCACACAACACUCUAACUCUAAAUAUUCACACUCCGCUCACUCACACAUUCAUGUGCAAUGGUCA